Messenger RNA from Manihot esculenta (cassava), 2243 nucleotides. Its product is annotated as beta-1,4-xylosyltransferase IRX14. Gene Ontology annotation, biological process: plant-type secondary cell wall biogenesis; glucuronoxylan biosynthetic process. Bases 282 to 1793 code for a protein of 503 amino acids. The record is from RefSeq and is a predicted model, not a curated record. NCBI's taxonomy places the organism in Eukaryota, Viridiplantae, Streptophyta, Magnoliopsida, Malpighiales, Euphorbiaceae. Gene Ontology annotation, molecular function: galactosylgalactosylxylosylprotein 3-beta-glucuronosyltransferase activity; xylosyltransferase activity. The transcript is spliced from 3 exons. Gene Ontology annotation, cellular component: Golgi membrane.
CAUGGACCAUUGUCUCUCUACCCUUCAAAUUUUCAGGUUUCUCUUUCUUUCGUCUGCGUGUAAGUGACAUUGGUGAGAGUGAGAGCAGCAACAGAGACGACAACAAGCAAAGACAAUUGAUUCGUGAAUUCAAAGAAAUCCAUUUUCAUUAAUCUUACUUCUUAACCAACCAACCAACCAACCCACCAAAACUUCAAACUAACUCAACAAAUUCCCUUUCCUUCCCCCACCCUCCUCCUCCUCCUCUUCUUCACCUCUCUCUCUCUGUGGCGCUUACCUGAAUGAAGCUCUCGGCGCUGCAGCAGAGCUACAUGAGCCGACGGAGCGCCAGCUUCAGAGGUUCACCGCCGUUUGAUUCCUCCGCUGAAACUGCCAUUAAAUCUCCCUCAGCCAUCUUUUGGCUCCUUCUCCAUGGUAUUUGCUGCCUUAUUAGUCUGGUCCUCGGUUUCCGUUUCUCUCGUUUAGUUUUUUUAUUUCUUUUUUCCACCUCUACAAUUAAUCUCCAUGGCACGCCCUUCCGUCAGCUCGCCACCACCGCUGACCUUGCUAGUCCUCUUAAUGUCCCUUCCAAUUCCGUUGUUGAUCCCGAACUUCCUGCAAUUAACAGAAGUCUUAGUUCUAGAGUCGUCGUUGGCCGCCAUGGGAUCCGGAUCCGGCCUUGGCCCCAUCCGAAUCCGACGGAGGUGAUGAGAGCGCACCAGAUAAUUGAGAGCGUUCAGAGAGAGCAGAGGAUUCAGUUUGGAGUUAAGAGCCCUAGGACUGUUAUCGCGGUUACGCCGACUCAUAUACGGACUUUCCAAACGCUGCAUUUGACCGGUGUCAUGCACUCGCUGAUGCUGGUUCCGUAUGAUGUUGUUUGGAUCGUGGUGGAGGCCGGUGGAGUCAGUAAUGAAACCGCUGCAAUUAUUGCGAAAUCGGGACUUAAGACUAUUCAUAUAGGAUUCAAGCAGAAAAUGCCGAAUUCGUGGGAGGGACGUCAUAAAUUGGAAGCUAAAAUGCGGAUUCGUGCUUUGAGAGUUGUGAGAGAGCAGAAGCUAGAUGGGGUAGUGAUGUUUGCUGAUGAUAGUAAUAUGCAUAGCAUGGACCUAUUUGAUGAGAUCCAGAGUGUGAAGUGGUUUGGUGCUGUUUCCAUUGGGAUUCUCGCUCAUUCAGGUGGUGCCGAUGAGUCAUCGUCAUCGGUUAAAGUUGAGAAGGUUGAGAAGAGCUCGUCAAUGCCUGUUCAAGGUCCUGCUUGUAAUGCAUCUAACAAGUUGGCUGGUUGGCACACCUUUAAUUCUCAUCCGUAUGAGGGGAAGAGUGCAAUCUUUAUCGAUGAUAGGGCAACUGUACUGCCUCAGAAGCUGGAAUGGGCUGGGUUUGUGAUGAAUUCAAGGUUGCUUUGGAAGGAAACUGAAGAUAAACCAGACUGGAUUAAGGAUUUAGAUUCUGUUGAUGCCGAUAUAGAGAGUCCUCUAUCUCUGUUGAAGGACCCUUCUAUGGCGGAACCACUAGGAAGCUGUGGGAAACAAGUUUUGCUUUGGUGGCUUCGUGUUGAAGCUCGCAGUGAUAGCAAAUUUCCUCCAGGAUGGAUAAUCGACCCGCCUUUGGAGAUCACAGUCCCAUCAAAACGAACACCAUGGCCAGAUGUUCCUCCUGAACUUCCUACUAUUGAAAAACCAGUGAUUCACAUCUCAGAGCAGACUCUUAAACAUACAAAGACGCGGUCAUCCAGAUCAAAACGCAGAAGAGGGAGGAGGCAUGAAUCAAAAUUGACGGAUACACAGGUUUCUACAAGACAUUCUGAGCAAAACUGAAACCUUUUAAGUGAGAACGUCAUAUAUACUGCCAUGUGAAUUUGAUACUGCAGGACUUGAAAGCGUCAAGGAAUUUGACUGAUAAACAAAAGGCACGUGAUCUUGAUGGUUGGCAGCUGGAUUUGAGAGCUUGAGUGCCAUCUAUCACACCAGUUUCUUUUUAAAUCUUUUUUUUUUCUCCUUUUCCACUUACAAGUUGAGGGUGAUUCUGAUUCAUAUUGUGGUUUCUUAGAAGGGCUAUGUCACAUCUGCAGCUAGGAAAACGCAAGGAUCUUGUAAUGUUCCACAUUUUAUACAUAAAAAAUCUUCUUUAAAAUAGGACUAUAUGUAUAGAGCUGUGUAUCAGUUGUUGGAUUCAGUAGAAAUGGAGGCCAUUGCAAUAAAUUUUUCAUUCAUUGUAAACGAUGCUGUUGAAUGUAUUGUAAUUGUUGACAUGAUCGACAACCAGAA